AUCUCAUUUUCAUGGGAUGAGUGUCAAGUAUCGCGAUAGAUAGUGUUUUAAGAGAGUAGCUUCAUGUCUUCAUUUCAUCUUUAUCCUCCUCAGUAGCAGUAGCAGGCGCUUCUAGACGCACUGCAGAGGGCGAUGAAGUGGCUGGAUGAGUGCGCAAAGUAGCAGUGGAAGUUUGGAGGGGGCGCCAUCUUAGCUCCAGCAGCAGCAGCAGCGGCUCCCCCGGCGCCGUAUUCUCAAGCACCGCGCGCCGCUCGCAUCAGCCAAAGAAGGUGCUAUGGAGGAGCUGCACAGUUUGGACCCGCGCCGGCAGGAGUUGCUGGAGGCCAGAUUUCUGGGCGGAGUCAGUGGCAACACAGCGGGCAGCACUGGCAGCGCUAGCGGAGGAACCAAAACCUUGACAAACAACGAAUGUUCCAAUCACAGUUUUGGUAGCUUGGGCUCCUCCAGUGAUAAAGAGUCAGAGGGAUCAGAUGGGAAAAGAGGAAGUUCUCCUGCGUAUUCAACUCCUGAAAAGAAGCACUCUGAAUCAUCACGGGGCAGGAAGAGGAAAGCUGACAACCAAUCAGAGAGCAGUCAGGGGAAGUCUGUCAUUCGGGGACCCAAAAUUAGUGAUUAUUUUGAUUUUCAGGGUGGUAAUGGGUCCAGUCCAGUAAGAGGUCUACCACCAGUCAUCCGUUCACCCCAGAACUCACAUUCCCACUCUGCACCAGGAUCCAGCACCCGGCAGAGCAGCUCAUCUCCCACUAGUCUGUGUUUUGUGGACUCUAUGAUUUCUUCUAGACAGAUGGCGGUCAAGAGUGUUCAGACUGACCUGACUGUGGUAAAACUGGCCACUAUAGAGAGCAAUAAGAACCUGGACCUGGAGAAGAAAGAGGGCAGGAUAGACGAUCUUCUGCGGGCAAACUGUGAUCUUAGGAGACAAAUUGAUGAGCAGCAAAAGCUUCUAGAAAAGUACAAAGAACGUUUAAACAAGUGCAUCACUAUGAGCAAAAAACUUCUGAUUGAGAAGAGCACACAGGAGAAGCAGGCGUGUCGGGAGAAGAGCAUGCAGGAUCGACUGCGUUUGGGUCAUUUCACCACUGUGAGACACGGAGCCUCGUUUACAGAGCAGUGGACAGACGGCUACGCCUUCCAGAACCUCGUCAAACAGCAGGAAUGGAUCAUUCAACAACGUGAAGAAAUUGAGAGACAGAGGAAACUGUUAGCUAAGAGAAAACCACCAUCAGCCAGCAGCUCACAGUCGCCUAGCACCAACUCUGAGCCUAAACAACGCAAGACCAAGGCUGUGAACGGCUCAGAGAAUGACCCUUUCCUAAAACCCAGCCUUCCUCAGCUGCUAACUUUAGCUGAGUACCAUGAGCAGGAGGAGAUCUUCAAACUGAGACUCGGCCAUCUCAAAAAGGAGGAGGCAGAGAUUCAGGCAGAGCUGGAGAGGUUGGAGAGGGUGCGAAAUCUUCACAUCCGAGAGUUGAAAAGAAUAAACAAUGAAGACAGUUCACAAUUCAAGGACCAUCCCACCCUGAAUGAGCGCUACCUGCUGUUACAUCUGCUGGGCAGGGGUGGCUUCAGUGAGGUCUACAAGGCGUUUGACUUAAUUGAGCAACGCUACGCUGCUGUGAAGAUUCAUCAGCUCAACAAAAACUGGAGAGAGGAGAAGAAAGAAAAUUACCACAAACACGCCUGUCGGGAAUACCGAAUACAUAAACAGUUGGAUCAUCCCAGAAUAGUUAAACUGUACGAUUACUUUUCACUGGACACAGACACGUUUUGUACGGUUUUGGAAUACUGUGAAGGAAAUGAUCUGGAUUUCUACUUGAAACAGCACAAGCUGAUGUCUGAGAAAGAAGCUCGCUCUAUCGUCAUGCAGAUUGUUAAUGCUUUACGAUACCUGAACGAGAUCAAGCCACCCAUAAUACACUAUGACCUCAAACCCGGGAAUAUUUUACUGGUAGAUGGAACUGCAUGCGGAGAGAUAAAGAUCACAGAUUUUGGACUGUCUAAAAUCAUGGACGAUGACAACUAUGGAGUAGAUGGAAUGGACUUGACAUCACAAGGGGCAGGCACUUACUGGUACUUACCCCCUGAGUGUUUUGUGGUGGGUAAAGAGCCUCCAAAGAUCUCCAAUAAGGUGGACGUCUGGUCUGUCGGUGUCAUAUUUUUCCAGUGCCUCUAUGGAAGAAAGCCAUUUGGCCAUAACCAGUCCCAGCAGGACAUCCUACAGGAAAACACCAUCCUGAAAGCCACAGAGGUUCAGUUCCCUUCCAAACCCGUUGCCAGCAAUGAGGCCAAGGCAUUCAUCCGCCGGUGUCUAGCCUACAGGAAGGAGGACCGGUUUGAUGUGCACCAGCUGGGAAGUGACUCCUACCUGCUGCCUCACAUCAGACGGGCCAGUUCGUCAGGGGCCCUGGCACCAAACUCCACCUCCUAUUGACAGCUUGCACUGAACACUGACUGACAGCCCGGCUGGCCAGCGUCUGAUCUCCUUCCCUAGAGCAGGGCGGGACCACAAGGAAAAGAAGCUGGCUUCCUCAACUCGAGGAAGUUUGUGUUGAAUUAUUGUGCUUUUGCAGCAUUGAGAUUUGGGUUUACUGAGAAAAGUGUUUGGAAAGAGAAUGAAGAAAAAUAAAGCAUGAAUAUUUAGACACCCAGAGAAUGUCGCGAUUAAAGUCAUUGAAGAAAAAUAAUGCCUUCUGAAGACUCAAUAGGGCACUGCUACUGUUAAGUACUUUGAAAUGCGACUGUUGUCAUUUGGUGUUUCACAUGGUUGCCUCCACGUUCAAAGAGGAGAGAGACCUGGCAAACCACUAUCAAUUCCCACGGUCUCAGCUGGGUUUCCAUAAAUUAAGGAUUUCUUUGAAGAGCCUCCGUUCAGAGUUACUGUAACAGGCCUGCAAAGGUUUCAUUCUUCACUCUGUAGUAAUGUAAUGUGGUACAGACAACAGUGUUAGCUUUCCUCGCUUUGUUCAGCUAGCUACGAGAAUGUAAUUCUAGCAUACAGAGUGGCUACUGGCACACUAGGCCCAGGCAGCAUACUAAU
Messenger RNA from Onychostoma macrolepis, 3037 nucleotides. RefSeq names its product tousled-like kinase 1a (gene tlk1a). Gene Ontology annotation, biological process: intracellular signal transduction; peptidyl-serine phosphorylation; chromosome segregation. The record is from RefSeq and is a predicted model, not a curated record. The transcript is spliced from 23 exons. NCBI's taxonomy places the organism in Eukaryota, Metazoa, Chordata, Actinopteri, Cypriniformes, Cyprinidae. Gene Ontology annotation, molecular function: protein serine/threonine kinase activity; ATP binding. The coding region runs from base 275 to 2431 and encodes 718 amino acids. Gene Ontology annotation, cellular component: nucleus.